CACAGUUCCGCAAAUCUAGUCUGUUUGUGUUUUGACGGUGUUUUGCGAAGAGCUGAGACCAACACACAAAUCCAGACCCAUAGAGACAAUCUGCAUUCAACUCUUCGGAUAAAGAAACAAACAAAAUGGCAUCGGACUCUCCACGCAGACCAAGUCGCUGUGCUGGAGGGGUUAUGGUGCGAGCACAAGCUGCUACGGAGCAGUCUUACAUGGAAAGUGUUGUGACCUUCCUGCAGGAUGUGGUCCCUCAGGCGUAUACUGGCGCUCCACCAACUGAUGAAAAAGAGAAAAUCAUUUGGGUUCGAUUUGAGAAAGCUGAUAUCAAUGACACGGCCCGCAACCCAGAGUUUAUGGAGAUGCACAGUGGCACUACGGACCCUCCCCUCUGCCUCAUGAUUGGCUACACUGAUGGGAUGCAGAUCUGGAGCAUAUCUCUGGCAGGGGAAGCCCAAGAACUGUUCUCGGUGCGUCAUGGUCCAGUGCGAGCUGCUCGCAUUCUGCCAGCACCACAUAUCAGUCCUCAAAAGAUGGACAGUUUUGCUGACAAGAGGCCUUUGCUUGGGGUCUGCAAGAGCACCGGGUCCUCUGGGACAAGCCCUCCCUACUGUUGUGCUGAUCUGUAUUCUCUACGGACUGGGGAGAUGGUUAAAUCAAUUCAGUUCAAGACACCUAUCUACGAUAUACACUGCAACAAACACAUUCUUGUUGUGAGCCUACAAGAGAAGAUUGCAGCAUUUGACAGCUGCACCUUCACCAAGAAGUUCUUUGUUACAAGCUGCUAUCCCUGCCCCGGCCCCAGCCUCAAUCCAAUAGCUCUGGGAAGCCGCUGGCUUGCCUACGCUGAGAACAAGUUGAUCAGAUGUCACCAGUCUCGUGGGGGAGCUUGCGGUGACAAUGCACAGUCCUAUACGGCUACAGUGAUCAAUGCUGCCAAAACUUUAAAAACAGGCCUAACAAUGGUGGGUAAAGUUGUUACACAGCUGGCAGGCACCCUACCAGCAGGAACUCCAGAUGAGGAGGGCACACCUCACAGUGCAAGCCGCCGAAGCCCCCACAACCCCGGUGUGGUUACCAUCAUCGACACACACAGUGUGGGAGAAGGACAGGUCUUGGUGAGUGAGGACUCGGAUGGAGAGGGAGUAGUGGCUCACUUCCCAGCUCAUGACAAACCCAUCUCCUGCAUGCAGUUCAACCUCAGUGGAAUGCUGCUGGUUACCUCCGACACACUGGGCCAUGAUUUCCACGUGUUUCAGAUCCUCACCCACCCAUGGGCGUCAUCACAGAGUGCUGUUCACCAUCUUUAUACCCUCCAUCGUGGGGAGACUGAAGCCAAGGUCCAGGACAUGUGUUUUAGCCAGGACAGUCGCUGGGUAGCUAUCAGUACCCUGCGUGGCACCACCCAUGUGUUUCCCAUCAACCCCUACGGUGGUGCACCCUGCGCCCGUACGCACAUGUCCCCGCGGGUUGUCAACCGGAUGUCUCGCUUCCAAAAGAGCGCUGGCCUGGAGGAGAUCGAACAGGAGCUGAACAGGGCGGCUGCGUUAGGAGGAGGAGCGGGAGGCAUAGCAGGAAGUGGUUGCAUUCUGGGUGGCGGAGGAGGCAUCGGGGGCCGCUGUAGCCCCAUACCAGGCCUCUCCAGUAGCCCCUCAGGUUCUCCAUUGCACGCCAAACUGAGCAGCCAGGAUUCAUACAACAACUUCACCAACAACAACAUGGGGAACCCGCGGCUCACUCCACUCCCCAGCCUCACUGUGGUGCUGCCUCUGGCUCAGAUCAAACAGCCCAUGACCCUUGGGACCAUCACCAAACGCACCGGCAAAGCCAAGCCACCUCCUCAGAUCUCGCCAAGCAAAUCCAGUGGAGGAGAGUUCUGUGUGUCCGCCAUCUUUGCCUCAUCUCGCUCCUGGUUCAUCACUAAUCCGAACAUGAAACGAGAGAAAGAUCAGUCCAGGCAGUCAGUUGUCGACUCAUUGUACAUCAUUAGUUGCUACGGUAACUUGGUGGAGCAUGUCCUUGAGCCUCGACCAAUAAGCACUGCUCAAAAGAUUAGUGACGAUACACCUUUAGAACUGAACACCUGUCCAAGGGCCUGCUGGACUCUGGCCAGGACUCCGCAGUGGAAUGAGCUGCAGCCACCCUUCAACUCCAAUCAUCCUCUUGUGUUGGCCUCUGACCUGGUGCAGUACUAUCAGUAUCUCCUGGCAGCGAUGCCCCCAGGAAGUCCAGGUCCAAUAACACGUCAUGAGUCAUCUGACAGCCUGGCAUCAGACCACAGUGGCCAGGAGGAUGAGGAGUGGCUUUCUCAGGUGGAAAUUGUGACCCACACAGGACCACACCGGCGCCUGUGGAUGGGCCCGCAGUUUCAGUUCAAGACCAUUCACCCUUCAGGCCAGACCACAGUCAUUUCCUCCUCAUCCUCAGUGCUUCAGUCCCAGGGCCCCACAGAUGUCCAGCAGCCCCUCUUGGACUUUGAUACGGAUGACCUGGAUCUACACAGCCUCAGGAUCCAGCCUGUACGUUCAGAGCCGGUCAGCAUGCCUGGUUCAUCACGGCUGGUGGCUGAUAGGCGAGGACAGUCCAACAUCAUGGAUGCAGGAUCAGGUUAUUCCUAAAAAAGAAGCUCCUCGCUCUGCCAGUUACCAUUUCAAUUGAUUUUUUUUUGCUUUUUUUUCCUCACAAGCAUGCAUCAUUUUCAUUGGCCAUUCAUCAUCCAUCCAUUCAUCUAUCCAUCCAUCCAUCCACCCACCCUUCCCUCUCUCCCUCACUGCCCAAUCAUUGUUUUAUCAUUGGUGUAUGAGAGAAGAGGACAGGCGGGAGGAGGAGGAGAAGGAGAAGGAGGAAGAGAGGAAGAUGGCCAGCUUUCUACUUGUCUGUCUCUCAGUUUGACUGUCUGUAUAUUUCUGUCCAGGUAUGGCCUCACAGAUAGUCGCCAUCCUGAGCUCAAGCCCAAUUGAUACAUGAAAAUCCUGAGAGAAGCACAUUUUCAAUGCACAAUAAAAUCCUAAUGAAACGAUUUAAUAGCAACACAUCAACUGUUAGGAUCAUGUAAUUAAAUAGUGACAGAGUUUUGUAUAUAACACUCAACAUAUUAGUUACAACAGUCAUUUACCAAGGCCACAUCACUAUUUUUCUACCCUGUUAAUGUCUUUAGGGUGUUUUCCUCAAGGUCCCACAACACUAACUUUGACAGAGGGGUGAUUGUUUAAUGGUAAACCAGUCACACAGCUCCAUCAUGUUGCCAGCCUGCAGGUGUCUUUGAUAGGGCUGACACAGACACUUGAACUUCCAAGCUUUACAGUCAUGCUCACUGACAUGCACAUUAAAACCAAACACAUCCAUGCAUUAGAAGGAAAGUCAGCUAGUUUUGUAUGUAGUUGUUGGAUAAGGUUGGGCCAAAUCACCAGAGUACUAGGUAAAUCACCUGUCAUUGAAUAUAAUGGAAUUCACACUAGACCUUUCUGCUUACAGGCCAAAACACACUGUAUACAGAGUGCCAAAGGCUACAGACAUUCAGAAAAGAUAUAGCAAACAUGCUGCCUGCUGAGCAAAGUUAAGUAUCAUACCCGAUAAUGGUAGUGUUUGACAUGUUUGUUGUUUUGAAGCUGAAAACGAAGUUAGAAGAAUUACGAACCUUUGUAUUUCCCACUCAGCUAGAGAUGUACCACUAAAGAGAUAUGUAUCUUGUAACUUAUCAAGUUUACACGUGAGCCAGUCACAACUGAAAAUAUAAGAGAUAUAUAUAUUCAUUCCAAACAUGAGCCUGAAAUGGUAACUAAUGGUAAAUGGCCAUUGUUUUAAACUUGAUUAAAAGGUGGUGCAGCACAAACUGGGUUUGAAUGUUUCUGAGAUGCUGACAACCAAAGUUAAACCACUUUCAAACUCAGGCAGAUCAAACUUCCAGCCCACAGAACAUUUAGUCUAACAUUAACUAAACCUGCUGACCCUGCCUGCAUGUGCUGAGUUACAACCACCUGAUUCAGUGUUUGAAGAAAUUGUUGCUUACCAUUAACAAGCAGCAACUUAAUAAUGUGACCACAGAGGUUGUCUAAUAUCAUAAUUCAUUUAAACUCUGAGGAAGGUCAUUGGAUAGGUCAUUGCAACUGCUAUGGUAAGAAAACUAUGAUUUGGCUUUAGUACAUGAGCUAUUUUAUAUUAUGGUUUGUAUAUAAAAUACAUUAUAUAUUACACGUUAUAUGGUGGAAAUUGCAUGCUUAUAUAUAUAUUAGUGGUGGGACGCGAUUUUAAAAAAAUUAAUCUAAUUAAUUACAGGCUUUGUAAUUAAUCAAUCACAAUUGCAGUUUUGUCAAAUAGCAAUAUUUGACACAAUAAGUGAAGUUUUUCAAUUCAAAUAAAAUUGUGGUUGACAGUUGAAUCAAUGAAUAGACAUAUACGUGUUUAUAAUUUAUAAUUUAUUUUAAAAAAGGAAAAUGGGACGUAUAGAAAAAAGUGAUUUUGAUGACGUAAAGCCUGAAUUUAGUUGUUUUUUUCCACUGUAUGGCACAUAAAAUCAGCAUAAGUAGUUCAAGGAGCUUCAGAAAGUUGAAAAUCCAGAGAUUCAUUCUGUUUUCAUCUUUUCUGGGUCUGAUAAAUGGUGUAAUUUUGAUGGUUCUUUUUAUAGGAAUAUCAAUUUUUAUUUAUGUAAUUUUUUUAUAAACAAAAAGUUUAUAAUUAAGUUAUUAAGAGAUAUUAUUGUUCUUUAGGUUAUUCUUCCUCCAAGGAGGCAGAGCCUCGACGGAGUAAAAAACUUAAACCACAGAAAUGUUUCAUUUCUAUUUAUCUGCAUUUUUCAUCUGUCUGCUACAUUCACAGAUUACUGCAAAUCCAAGUGUAAUUAUAGCGAUUUUAUUCAACAUUUUAAGACUUUCUGUAAACUCAAACGCUGUCUAGAAAAGUGGCCUGGGAUGGCUACACCGUUAGCUGUUAGCUUGACUCGUAGCUAACGUUAGCUCUGGUGCUAACAGCAACAUGUUUUACAUUGAGGUGAUACCGUCGGCUUGAAGUGACGCAGUGAUCAGAAAACUCUUUGUUGUACAAUUUGCACACAAGCAGGCUUUUAUCCAAGCUGCCAUCGGGAAGAUUUUUAAAAGAAAACUUUCUGCCCAACAAGCUCAAUCUCGUUUUCCUUCACUGUUAACCAGUGCCUGACUUCACUCAGUGAUUUCUGUGCUUCUUCUUCAUGGCUACAAACAGACUUUAGGUUCAUUACCGCCACCUACUGGGCUGGAGUGUUCAUCAGAGUUACCGGUGUGCCAGAAAUGAGGGAACUGAGGAGGGUGCAAUUAAUUGCAUUAUUAUUUUUAACACGUUAUUUUCGCUGUAAUUAAUUAAUCGAAAUUAACACGUUAAAA
Molecule: messenger RNA, 5348 nt
Organism: Amphiprion ocellaris (clown anemonefish)
Lineage: Eukaryota; Metazoa; Chordata; Actinopteri; Pomacentridae
Gene: bcas3
Product: BCAS3 microtubule associated cell migration factor
Exons: 23
Coding region: 126-2612 (828 amino acids)
Biological process (GO): response to starvation; autophagy
Cellular component (GO): cytoplasm
Molecular function (GO): protein binding
Source: RefSeq, a predicted model, not a curated record